Linnemannia hyalina is the source of this 1080-nucleotide messenger RNA. The record is from the annotation of a GenBank genome assembly. Lineage: Eukaryota; Fungi; Mortierellomycota; Mortierellomycetes; Mortierellales; Mortierellaceae.
AUGAACCUGUCAAAGCCAUCGCCCUACUCCGCCUCCGAUGCGCCAGGUCUCCUCUACGCGUCCUUCAACCAAGAGUUUGAAGAUGGAGGGAUCUGUAUAGUCGAGAUGCUAUUCCGCUGCAACUAUCUGGCUCUUGUGGGUGGAGGCAAGAACCCAAAGUAUCCGCCCAACAAGGUUAUCAUCUGGGAUGACGAACGGAAUCGAGGCGUGAUCGAGCUUGAAUUUCGGAGUGAAGUCAAGGCGGUCAGACUGCGACGGGACAAUGGACAUAUUCAGAUCGUGGACCUCAACAGUGUCGUCUCAACAACAGCAGUCUCCUCGUCUGCGCCAUCCGCGCCCUCUCCAUCCGCCAAUCCCUUCACUGCGGCAACGCAACAGCAACAACAACAACAACAACAACAACAACAACAACAACAACAACAACAAACGCAACCAAAAUAUCCCAUGGCCAGCACCAAGCCCACAGCCAACAUCUCGAUUAUACCAGCCCAUACCAGCCCACUCUUUUGUCUGGUGACCAACACAAACGGAACCAAAUGUGCCUCUGCCUCGGAUAAGGGCACGCUGAUCAGAGUCUUUGAUACUGGAUCGAGCAAAUUGCUCAACGAGUUUCGCAGAGGUGUCGAUAGAGCUGAGAUCUACAGCAUUGCCUUCAACAGUGACUCUACACGGAUCUGCGCAGGAUCGGAUAAAGGCACCGUUCACAUCUUCAACCUCGAUGGCGCCACAGGAGGAACAAGAGUCUAUCAUGGCGGCGCAGGAUCUCCUUCCGCUGGCCCUCACUAUGGCGAAGUCAUCCAACCACAGCACCCUUCCCAAAUGUCCACCGGCAACCGGCAAUCUAGCUUCGCAUUCAUGAAAGACUUGUUGCCAAAGUACUUUUCGUCCGCAUGGUCAUUCGCACAGUUCAAGGUUGCGGCCGAUUGUCGCUGCAUCUGCGCCUUUGGAGGAGAAAAGAACACUGUCAUAGUGAUCUGCGCGGAUGGGAGCUUUUAUCGGUUCAUGUUUGAUCCUCAAAAGGGAGGCGAGUGUGUCCGGGAGAGCUACAACAAGUUCCUGAAGGAGAGCGACGAUGACUAA